This is a messenger RNA of Alligator sinensis (Chinese alligator), 8734 nucleotides long. RefSeq names its product leptin (gene LEP). Bases 692 to 1189 code for a protein of 165 amino acids. NCBI's taxonomy places the organism in Eukaryota, Metazoa, Chordata, Crocodylia, Alligatoridae. The transcript has 2 exons. Gene Ontology annotation, biological process: signal transduction. The record is from RefSeq and is a predicted model, not a curated record. Gene Ontology annotation, molecular function: hormone activity. Gene Ontology annotation, cellular component: extracellular region.
AGGCAGGGACACGCACGGGAUGGAGCAACACGUGACAUGUGAUGCGAUGGCAGGGCCUCGAGCGGGGUUAAGGGUGAGAGCAGUGCCAGGCCAGGACACUGGUCUAGGGGGCAUCUGUUCGGGCAUGGGGCUGGGACCCAGGAGAUCGGGGCACUGCUCCCAGCUGCCUCCCUGCAGCCCCAGCACAGGUCCUUCGCUCUGCCCCGGGGGAGCAGGCUGCAGCCUCCGCGUCCUUGCAGUGACGAGCGGGUCUGUGCCUCGUGCUAGGAGAGCUCCCCUCCUGCUCCGGUCCCAUCCCGAGCCAUCAGGCAGCUCCAUACCGAGGCAGGUGCUUGCACUGGGGACCUGGCAGGGGACACAGCACCAGGCCCCCUGUGCAAGCACCUGCCAUGCCCGGCUCAGCUGUACUGGUGCACCCACUCCCGGCUCCUCGCAGUCGCAGGAUGCCCUGCCCAGGGUCUCCAGCAUGGUGCACGCAUGCCCUUCAAACACAGGAGCCAUGGCAGGUCUCUGAGGCGGGCAGAGGUGUGAACUGCCCGGAUCCCCUGUACCAGAAGGGGAGCAGGGAUCCACGGUGGUGCCAAGAAGGGGGUCUUGGCUGGUCCCCCAAACCCCGCGGGCCCCGGCGCCUCCCUGAGCCCGGUCCCUUUCUCUCCCCACCCGCCAGGGCCGAGACAAUCGUGGGCAGACCAUGCGGUGCCCCGGCCUGCCCCUCUGCGGGCUGCUCUGGCUGGGGCUGCCCCUCCUCUACGGCCGCCCGGUGAAGAUCGACAAGGUCAAGGCGGACGCCAAGAACCUCACGCGGACGCUCAUCGCCCGGAUCCAGGAGCUGCAGCUGCUGCCCGUCAACCUGAAGGUCUCGGGCCUCGACUUCCUGCCGGGCGAGCGGCCGCUGGAGAGCUUGGAGGCCAUGGACGCCACGCUGCAGGUCUUCCAGCGCGUGCUGGCCGGGCUGCCCCUGGACGCCGUGCCCGGGGCGCAGCUGGCCAACGACAUGGAGAACCUGCGCAGCCUCCUGCGCCUGCUGGGCGCCCACCUGGGCUGCGCACCCCCCGCCGCCCCCGCCCUGGGCAACCUCACGGACCUGCUGGCCGAGGCCCCCUACUCCGCGGCCGCCGUGGCGCUGGACCGUCUCCACAAGAGCCUGCACGGCAUCACCAAGCACCUGGACCAGCUGCGGUGCUGCUAGCGGGGCCCGCACCGCGCGACCCGGCGCCCCCGUCUCCACCCGAGCCCUGCUCCUUAGCAGACAACGGCCUACGCGUCCCCGGCGCCGCGGGCUGCUCUGUGCCGCUUGACCAGCGGACUGUCGAGGAGGCGUCGGCAGCUGGCCCUGCCCCCAGUAUUUAUUUAUUCCCUAUGUCUUUGUACGGCCAGGUGCUGCCCCCCAUGACCCGCGGGGUGACGGGCAGCUCCCGGACCCUGGGCUCCCCCGUGGGGCCGAGGCAGGGGCCAGGGGGAGCUCCGUGACACCCCCGUUUUGUAUUUAUCCCCACUCCCCUGGCUUGAGAGAGAGAAAGCAGCUCUUGGGGGACACUCCAGGCUCCAACGCGCCCGGGGCGGAGGGGGCGGGGUGGCCGUGGGGUGCAGGACCCCAGGGCAGGCUGUGGCCCCAGGGCUGGCUGGUCUGGUCCUGGCACAAUGCUGGUCUGAGAGCCCCCCCCUCCCCCCCAUGCCUUCCUGCGGGGGGGCAGUCCAGACCCCAUCACUCACGCCCCGCACGGCACAGGCCAGUCCUCUGCCCCUACGUCCCUCUUCACUCCCCGGCUCCAGAUCGAACGCCCCCAAUGAUCUGGGCGCCUCACCCACCAGCAUUGCAGCCCCCCAGGCCCCAGCACCCCUGGACCCCUCCCCGCGGAGCUACCUCCACCUUCUCCUGCUUGCUCCGACUCUCGUAGCCCCCAUAGCAUCGCUGCUGCUCUUUCACCAGGCCGCACACAAACCAGGCGGGUGGCACCUCAUCAUGCAGCCCUCGCCCACCUCUGGCACUGGGCCCCGUCUCCCAGAAGAGGUGGGAGGGAGGCUUUCUGGGAUAGCAUGGGGUCCGCGGGGGUUUCUGCCAUGCCCAUGAAUGCCUCCGUCUCCUGGCCCAGAGCAGUGGUUCUCCGCCUGUUCAGGCUCCAGGCACUCCUCGUUAGACCCGAGGCUGCUUCGUUAGACUACAGAUCCCAUUUGGAAACUUCAAGUUCAUAGCGUUUGAUCUUUUAUGGGUGUUUUUGCAUAUUGAAAAAUCCUCCCGUUCGGUUUGCAAACAACUCGGUGAGCCCCAGGCAGGGCAGGAUGGUCUUUACCCUCUGGGAUGCUAGAGGAAAUCACAGCAUCAGACGACGAGGGUGGGAAGGGAGCUCACAUCCAGUCCAACCCCCUGCUCCAAGCAGCACCAGCCCCAACUGCAUCAUCCCAGCCAAGGCUUGGUCUACCCGGGUCUUCAGCACCUCCAAGGAUGGAGAUGCCACCACCUAAGUAACUCGUUCCAGGGCUUCUGUUGGGGGUCCCCAGCCCCUCUUUAGCUUCAGGCCUCUUCUCCCCAACCUCCGUGCCACAGCUGCUGGGCUUUCCUACCCACGGGUGCUGCUGCAGCCCAGGCUGGGGCUGGGCCGUGCCAAUGCUCCUGCUGGCACCAACCCCACAAGGUCCUGGCUGGAGGGUCUUGCCCCUGCGCCCACGCUGCACCGGGGCAGGGAUUACCCCCUGCUCAGACUGGUCGCACUGGGGGUUUCCCCUUCCUCUGCAGCAGGGGUAUGGCCUUGUCCUGGGCUCUCUGCAGUGCCCAUGACCCCCCCGGCAGCAGCAGGACAUUGGUGUCCGCGGCCCCCCUGUAUCCCGGGGGUGAUACCUGGGGUUGUGUUGGGGCGACUGUCGUGCAGCUCCAAGGUCAGACAUGGGGUUUGGACGGGGCUGCUCCUGCCUCAGGCAGGGCUGGGACGGGAUGUGACCCCGCCGCUCCUCUGCCAGCCCCAUAGGACUCUGGGUUCUCUAUGGACUAGACGGCCUGGGGUCGGACUGGAUGUGACCUCUAGGAUUUCUGGUUCAGUGAUUCCCUACCAUUCCCCACGGCCUGGUCUGAUACGGCCCCCGCUUAGAUCAGCCUGACCCUCUCCCAUGUGUGGGCAUCCGAAGCCUUGGUGUCCCUUGUGAGCCAGGAUGUGACCGUCCCAGCCUCCCGAGUGCCCACACUAUCGCUGCCCGAAUCAGCGCCCCCGCCACGCAGCUACCUCGGGGGUCCCCAGGUCAGGGCGAAACCCCAACCAUCCAACUCAGCCUCCCGCGUGGGGUGAUCAGAGCCCCCCGGCCCCCAGCAAUGGGGGUCCAUGUCUGCCCCUCGCCUGGAUGCAGCUACUUAUGUCCGCGGCUCCUGCCCUCCGGUCCCCGCCAUCUCCCCUGGCCCGGUGCAGGGCAGGUCCUUGCACGGCUGGUCCAUGCCUCAUGCCCACAGCACGGAGGGCACCAAUUCCUGCCCCGUUGCCCGGUCUCUCAGCCCCGGUCUGUUCCCGUUGCUGGACCCCGCCGGCGAGGGACCCCAGGCAACACAAGCAGCUCUUCCCGGAGCACCCGUGGAGCCCCUGUUGCCUGCCCGAGCCUGGGGCCAGGGUGGGUACAAGGGCAUCUCCAUGUCCACGUCCACCCGACGAGGCCACGGCUGGGACCGGGAGUUCAGACUUCUCCAUGCCCCCUGGCAGCCCAGCUGCAAUGUGGCCCAUGGGCACCACCACCACAUUUUCUAUACCCCUUUUGUACCCCCCUGAAUGAAUAAAGUGCCUUGUCACCCCCCGUCGUGGCUCGGGCUCUGUGGGGCACCAGACAAAGUGGCCGGGGAGAGAGCCUGAGCCCCCACUUCAAUGCCACGCUGGUGUUUGUUAUAAACUGGGAGCCAAAGUCCCCUUGGGGGGUCAGGGGACACUGGGGAGCUCCGUUGAAAACAGGCCCUGAUAUAACAAGGUGCUCGGGUCCGGGGAAGAGAGUCGAGGAGGGCCGGGGGGCACCGAGUCAGGGAGCUUUAUGGGCUAGAUCUUUUAUUGGACCCCCCCCUAGGUUGUCUGGGACAGAGACUGCAAACUGCUGGGUCCAGGCAACUUCUCUGAGCCAGUGCCUUGGACCCACAAAAGGGUCUAGCUGUUGCAGAUCUCAGCUGUGAGCUUUGCAUCCCGCUGCUACCAGGCACCGAGUCGCAGGGUAGCCGGGCUGGCACCGGGGGUUUGCGCUGAGUUCAGCCCCUGCCCGAGGCAGGAUCGGCCCUGUCUGACACACGGGGGUGUCUGAGCUGCUCUAGCACCCUGCACGGAGCACCCCGAGCUGGAAACAUGGAGUCCCAGAGCCGUGGGGCCGGCAGGGAGCUGUGGGGUCGCACCCCACCAGAUCAGCCCCAUCCAAACCAGCCCAGACAAACCCCAUGCACGACCUCAGAGCCAUACGACACAGUCACCCCUGACACAGCCCCCGCCCUGGGAUACAGGGGGGCCGCGGCCACCAACAUCCUGCUGCUGUCAGGGGUGUCAUGGGCACUGCAGAGACCCAGGCCCAGGCUGUGCCCCCACUGCAGAGGAAGGGGAAACCCCCCAGUGCAACCAGUCUGAGCAAGGGGGAGAUCCCUUCCUGCCCCAGUGCAGUGUGUGGCUGAGCGUGGGGGCAAGACCCUCCAGGGUUGGUGCAGCAGGAGCAUUGGCACAGCCCAGCCCCAUUCCCAGCAGCACCCAGCACCCCUGGGGAAGGCUUCAAACCCCCUGAAACCUGUAGUAACACAAGUGGAAAAAUAUUCCUUCCCAUCUGUAUGGGAGGGCACAGAUGGAGCAACAUGCCCUGCAAGGCAACAGCCUCCAAGCCCCCCAAACCAGCACUAUUCAUGAGCAGCAUCACUGAGGCACAAGCGUGACAGGGUCUCCACCCCACUGUGCACAGGACAUGCCCAGGGCAGGCACCAGCCCCCCACGGGUCCCAGACUCCAGCCCACCUGCCAGCUCCUACCCCUGGACCAAAGUCUGGACACCACCAGAGCGGGGCCCAUCCUUGUCUCUGUGAUCCCUGCUCAUCUCUCCACUCCACAGGCGUUAACGCCCCUCUCUUUUUUUUCAGGGGCUUGAUUUUCCAUCCUUUCUUCUGCCUGUGAGCUGCUCCUGGCCCUGUGGCUCCUGUUUCACAGCCCUGCUAUUUUUAACUCUAGCUAAAAAAAACACAAGUGAAAAUCAGGUGAAAAUCUCUCAGCAAAGCAUCACCUGCCCUGUCCAGAAGCUCAGGAAGGCUCAAUUAUUGUUUCCAAGAGAGGCCCCUUGAACCCUAAUGACUGCAGAGUCAAAAAAAAAAUAAAAAAAUCAAAAAAAAUCAAAACCUGGUGUUUCUUUGGAAACACCAGGUUUUGAUUAUUUUUUGCCUCCUUCAUUGUGGUUUAAUUGUCUUGUACGCAAGACGUAGUCUAGCAAAUGACAACACAUUCCAAUAGUGAGAUCUGGGGCUGCUUUGAUCUUUGACUGAGUCACGUCGCUGGUACCUUAGCACAGCUUGUCGUGUCUUUUUCACAGGAGAAACACUAGGUGUGAUGGAGGGAAACAGGCACCUUGACCUGGGGACCUGGCACCCCCGUUUUCGGCAUCUUAGAUCUGCCCUUGGACGCAAGGGGUAACCCCCGGAUUUGCUGUAAUAGAGCAGAGCCAAGCAGCUCCAACAUGUCAGACCACAGCAUCUCCUUGCAUCAGUUGCUGGGUGACUGAGCCCACCCCGGGUUGCAGAGGCAAUACCCCCAGGCCUCACCCCACUGCCCCAACCCCAUUGCAGCUCCUUGGGGGGCAAGGGGGAAGACCCUGACUAUGCACAUGGCUUACAGCCCUGGCUCACUGUGAAGUCCAGGGGUGUCUAAGCAUAGCCUGGAGGGUGGCAGGAAAUGUGUGUGCAGGUGUGGGUGUGCAUGGGUGCAGGGUUGGGGGGUAUAUGGGCAUGUAUGUGUAUGGCAGUGUGCAUAUAUGGAGGAGAGAAACUGUGGGGGCAUGUGUGCACACGCAUGUAUACAGGUUUGUGUAUGUGUGUGGGGGGGCUGAGUGUGGCAGGGUGCCCAUACAGGUGUACAUGUACAUGUGUAGGUAUAAGGGUGACAUGGUGUGUGUAGGUGGGGUGAACAGGUGUGAGUAUAGGUUGCAUAGGUAUAGAUGAGCUUGUAUAGGUACAGGUAUGUAUAGGUGUGUAUAGGUGGGCUGCACGUCUAUGGUUGGGUGGGGGGGUGUUCAUGAGUGUGAAGGGUGUACGUGCAUAGGUGGGGGUGGCUGUGGGGACUUGUGUAUGUGUAUAUACAUGUGCGUGGGGGGAGGGGUGUAUGCACACGUGUGGGUGUGAGUACACGUUUACGUUGGAGCGUAUGUAUAAGUGGUGAAGGGGGGCAUAUCUGGCUGAAGGAUGCGUGGUGGCGGGUUGCAUGUGCAUUAGUACAUACACGUGUGCUGGGGCUGGGCAGUUACCCCCCCUCACCCCACCCCACGGUUCUGCCUCCAGUGGGCACUUGCUAUGGUGCCAGCUGUGCCCCCCACUUCAGAGGCAGACGGAUGCAGCUGGGGAUGUGCCCCCAGGAACUUGCCCAACUUGCUGCUGGGCCUCUGCUGACCGCCCCCCCACCACAGCUGACUCAACUGCAGCCAGCAGGGAUUUGGGCUCUGGGGCCUGGUGUCCUCAAGCGACCCAGCAGCCGGGAGCAGCUGAGGCCAGCUCUACUCUAAGAAUUACGGUAGCCCUCGAGGGCCCUGGAUUUCUGCAGAAGCAUCAACAGGAUGUCCCGUCCCCCACUCCAGGCCCAGCACCGCUGUGAGGGGAGGGGAGGGCGGGUGGCUACCAUCCCUCUGCAUCCCCCACCCUGGACAUGAGAGCUUGACUCCCUGCCACAGCCCCAGUCCUGAGAUGCAUGAGGUGGGGGGGCAGAGGCAGGGAGCAGCUGGGCGGGCAGAAGUUGGGGGGUCAUAUUGAGUCCACCCCCUGCUCUACGGCCUGCCUGGGCUGCCAGGAGCAGGAUGACAAGGGUAGGGGGCCUGCAGCCAUGGGCAUGGGAGGGGGGGCAUUAAGGCAGGAACCUGCCUGGGGUGGGGGCAUUAGGGCAGUCUGUCCCAGUGUGUGGCCCUAGAUGCAGCUGUGGAAGACCCAUGUGGCCCCUGCCCCCUUUCACAGCAGCUGGGACUGGGGCCGGCAGCUGGAGCCCAUUGCACAAGAGCUUGGCUCGCGCCAGGCUGGAGACAAGACGGUUACUGUCAUUCCCUGGGCCCCCGUCCACACCUGCAGGGCCCAGGGGCAUGGGGCAGGGAGCCGCCGGUGCUGCGUGCACGGUGGCACAAGCUCAGCCACGUGGCACGUCACUCACGGCCGUGGCCAGAGCUCAGGGGGCGGGCGGGCGCUGGAGUCACCUCAUGCAAUCACCCCACAUGGCAGACACUGGUGCCAGCCUGCUCCUAAAGGCCUGGGCUUUGAGCAGAGCCCUUUGCUGGAGGGGUGCCGUGGAGAUGCCCAAGGUGGAGGGGGCACAGGUUGGCGCAGGGUGAGACCCGGGGACCCGGCUGGCUUGGAGCAGGGGGCAGAGACCAGCCAGGGCAGGGGAGCAAGAAGCCAAGACCCACCCCACAAGAGCCUCUGAGCUUCACCCCGGCAUGCAAAGGUUGGGACCCCAUAGGCCAGAGCCCUGCGAUCAGCUCUUCACCGCACCAAGCUCCGAGCCCCAUCUACAACCAGCCCGGGAGCACAGAGGGAAGCAGGAGACCGGGGUCAAGCCCCGACUUGCAGCAGACUGGCACUGGGCCCAUUGGCACAAGGCAGCAGGCAUGCGCCCAGGAGCAAUGAAGGUGUGAUGCUGCGGCCCUGGCUGAGCCGUGCCAAGGCAAACACGGCCAUGGUGGGGGGGAAGGAGCCUGUGGGUAGGAGCGGGGAGCCGGGCUGUAACCCCCAAGCUGCCACAGAGCACCCCCCGGGGGCCCGUCUGCAGUGCUGGGGGGCUCCGGCACCCAUGGCACAGCUGGGAGGAGGAAGGCUGGAGGUGCCAGCACCACCUGAAGGGAUGUGGCCCCCAGCCUAGGGCAGGGGGAGGGGGGCUGCAGGGGUCCAGGUCCCACAUGAGGGCUCCUGGAGGGCAGGUGGGUGGGAGAGGGACCUGGCAUGGGGCAGUACCAGGGGAAGACGGGUCCAGCUGUGUCCCCUCACACACCUAGUGCCGGGGAGGAGAGAAGGGCAGGGGCAGGCACAGGACGAGGAGCUUGGGGUGGGGGGGUAGCUCAGCAUUACAGAGACAGCCCACGGCAGCCGGGGUCCCCCCAGCUUGAGGCACACCCCCGUGCUUCAGUUUCCCCGGCAGUGCCCAAUGGGGGACCCAGACCCCUCUAUUCAAAUGCACAUGGAGGGGACUCUGAGCACCCCCACGCCUCCAGCCCAAUGGGGGGGGUGGAGGUAGAACAGCCCCCCGCCAGCACACGGGCUACACACGGGGCCACGCUGCCUGCAGGCCACAGCCACUGGUGGCAGGGUCAGGAGAAAGCUCGCUGCUCCACCAAUCAGAAUUGGGCCCCCGUGGCGCACAGUCCACCUGCCCAAUCAGAGACCGGGGGGGGGGCAAGGUCCGUGGGCUGUGGCAUGAGCACCCCCUGCUGGAUGUGCCUGGGGAAGCAGCCCUGAUGCCAGUGAGGCAGGGCAGGGGCUAGGGGAGUGCUGCAGGGGCCCUCCUGCAGAGCCCCCAGGGUCCCUUCUCCCCCCGCCCCCAACCCGGGUCAGGGGGGUCAAUGCU